CCCAGUUAGGUGCGUGCAGUUUACGCCGGGGUAGGGUCCUGUUUUUUAUUUUUAUUUAUUUAAAUCCUGCUGGGAGAUAUCAUUUCAAGUACAUGACUUUGUUCUUGAGGAAUAAAAUUGGCGUUAUUAUCGGAGGUGGCCUACAUGUUACCCGAAAAGAAAAGAAACAAUAGGCUAAGCUAGAGAAACGAACAGUUUGCUGCCUGGACCGGCGUAAGGCUCGAUGAGGGAGGUUGACAGGGCUGUAUAAGCAGCUGACGCACACAUUGAUGAUCAUGCAGAUUGCAGGGCAGUAGGCAUUUAACGGAACAGGGAUGGGAAACUCAGAGAGCCAGUACAGCGUUCAAGAAUCUAGGAGCAAUGGCUUCCUCCACCCUGGCAGACAGAAGCCCUAUUCACUGAAGCUUCGCUCGGCCAAAGAGGAAGUUUUAUCACCCCAUGGCUGGUGGAGGGCGGGAUCAGCUGUUGCUGGUUUCAAAACCAGGGCGAUGAGCCGUGGCUGUUUUUCUCAGCCGAAGAGCAAUCAGUCCUAUAUGUCGCGCCAUUAUGAUCUUGUCACUAAAGGAAGAGAAGGGAAGAGAAGUGCUGGCAGUCUGCAAAAUGGUUUAUCCGAACGUUUGCGAUCAAAAGGACACGUUAUGCUGCCCUCUGAGAAUGGCUGCUAUAAGAGUCUCAGGCAAAACGGCGACACCAGCUGUAGUACAAGUGACUGCAAUGGUCAAUCCGUAAAUGGGCACAGGACCCCUGAGAGGAAACCCAGGCUGGAGGAACCCGUGGAGCAGAACAGCCCCAGGGUCGUGAUCAAGAGUGAUGGUAGUGUGCGAGUAGAGUUCAACAGCUUCUCCAGUAGCUCCAUGCUUCCAGAUGAGCACGCAGGGCCUGUCCAGCUGCUGAAGUUCUCACCCACACUGGACUCCACAGCCUCUCUGUCAGCUGUGACCCACAGGUCCGAGUCUGAUCGCGAAGCUACCAGAAACAGCAAGGGCAGCUCUCUGAGCUCCGAAGGCUCCUGGUAUGACUCGCCCUGGGGCGCCGGAGCAGAGCUGAAUGACGGCGAUGGCACCCCCCUUUACCGGGUCUCAGAAACUCCUCCAACUGUGAAUAUGAAGUUUUUGGAUCCACAUCUACCUAGUAUCGCAGUAACCGAUCUUUACAGAGACCGCAGCAUGGCUGCCACCUUUCCUGCAGCCAAGAAUCUACAUUUUUCUAACGACGUGCCUUUCAAGCACAGAUCUUCCUUUCUGUCUGUAUUGGAAGAGCCUGCUGAGGAGGAAUGCCCAGGAGCCAAGCAGUAUUCCUCCUAUACAUUGCCCUGCCGCAAAUCCAAACCCAUUGCGGAGAAUACCGGAAAGAAAGAAUCCCUCAGGAACCCAAUGAGACGGCUCAGUGAUUGGACUGGAAGCUUGACACGGAAGAAGAAGAAGAAGAAGGAGGAGCCAAGAUACAAAGAGCCCAUCGAUUGCUUUGACAGUGGGGUGGAUGGCCUCACUGCUGACACAAGCUCUCCCUCACAGGUCUCCAGUCUGGUGUGGUACCCCAAGGGUCAAUCUCGGGCCCGCUCCCAGUCUCAGGCGCCGCCCACCCGUAGUGAUUCGGCGGGGGCUCUCCACCUGGACAUGGGUGCUCUGAGGCAGAAUAUCUACGAGAACUUCAUGAGGGAGUUAGAGACUGGCCAUACGGGGGCAGGAAGUGGAGGUGAAGAGCACUCCGCAGAAGAAUCCGAAAGUAGUAGCCAGGAGACGCUUGGCUCUUUGGAGCAACUGGACUUGCUGUUUGAGAAAGAGCAGGGUGUGGUGAGGAAAGCUGGAUGGUUGUUCUUCAAGCCCUUGCUUACUCUUCACAAGGACCGCAAACUGGAACUAGUUGGCCGACGCAAGUGGAAGCAAUACUGGGUAACUCUCAAAGGCUGUACACUCCUGUUUUAUGACACCUACGCAAAGGGCUCUUCAGAGCAGGAGAUGGUACCAUGCUAUGCUCUGCUGGCUGAGGACAGCAUCGUUCAGGCUGUCCCCGAACACCCCAAGAAAGAGAACGUGUUCUGCCUCAGCAAUGCCUAUGGUGAUGUCUACCUCUUUCAGGCCAGCAGUCAGACAGACCUCGAGAACUGGGUGACGGCUCUUCACUCGGCCAGCGCGUCCCUGUUCGCUAAGCGUCAUGGGAAGGAGGACACUCUGCGUCUGCUCCGUGGGCAGAUCCGCGCUCUACUGCAGAAGAUUGACAUGGAUGGAAAAAUGAAGAAGAUGGCCGAGCUACAACUGUCGGUUGUUAGUGACCCCAAAAACAGGAAGGCCAUUGAAAACCAGAUCCAGCAGUGGGAUCAAAAUCUGGAGAGCUUCAACAUAGACCUGUUCCGCAUGCGCUGCUACCUGGCCAGCCUGCAGGGCGGGGAGCUACCCAACCCAAAGAGUCUACUGGCCACAGCCAGCCGCCCGUCUAAGGCCACACUGGGCCGUCUGGGGAUCUUCUCUGUCUCCUCUUUCCAUGCGUUGAUCUGCUCGAGAGACGAAGCUACAAUGCGGAAGCGGUCUCUGUCCCUGUCCCAACAAGGACGCAGUCGGAGAGGAGUCUUCUCUUCCCUCAAAGGUCUGGACAGCCUUACCAAGCGUGGCCGGGAGAAGAGACCCUCCGCUUCCCAGGACUGCAUUGACACGAGCUACUGUUCUCUCAGUAGGCUCGCUCAGAUCUUUGACAGCGAUGGAGGAGAGCUCCCUCCUCAAAGCACUGAGAGACUGGAUGGUUUAGCUGACGUUUACUCAGUAGCACCACCUGAAGGCAAGGACUGGGAUAGCGGAUUAGAAACUCCAACCUCUGUGUACAUGCCAGACUACCAGGCGGUUCCAGUCCUUCUGAAAGGCCAACACACAGUCAUGGAUGUCCUUACUAUGGUCUGCAAGGUUAGGGACUUGGAUCCUGCUCAGCACUGCCUGCGGCUGCAGCGUCACACUGCUGAGGGGAUGGAGGUUUGCACCCCUGCGGGACACGAGCCCCUGCAGGACCUGUCAUACACACAGCUGGAGGUCAGCCCCCUGGAUGUCUGCACGCUGUAUAUGACCAGGCCCUCGCUCACGGGAGACUUUGGGUUUGCCGUCACAGGUCACGUGGACAGCCUGCACAGCAGCCGGAUUGUGGUCAGUGAGGUUCUCCCUGAUGGAGUCGCCUUCAGAGAAGGUCUGAGGCCGGGCGAUGAAAUCCUGGUGCUGAAUGGCUGCGAGGUGUCCUCUCUAGACCUGGCUCACAUUCAGACGCGCUUCAGCGAACAGACGCUGCACCUGACAGUCAGACGGAACCCUCCCUCCUACGGUCUGCCUGACCCAGCGCCCACGCAAGCACAUAACCGUCAGCAGCGGCCGCAGCAGCUGCUGAAGGACCACCUGUACGGUCGCCACCGGGCCAAGUCUGCUACAGACGUGUCCUUUGUGAUGCAGGCCUCCGCCCCAGCCGUAGAGAAUGGUCUGCAGCAGCCUCGCCGGCACCAGCAAGCAGCGCAGCACAGCAAGAGUGUGGAGGCGGUGUGCACACUGUACCGCUCCUUCCAGGAAGAUUCGGAAGGACUAAUGGAGGAUCGGAAGGGCAGUGCGGUACCGGAGGCAGCCCUGCUUAGGCCCUGCCCACGGCACAUGUCAGUGACGGAACGACUGCGAAAGGUCAUCCAGGAAUUGGUGGAUACGGAGAAAUCCUACGUCAAGGACCUGGCCUCCCUUUUUGAGAUCUACCUGAAGCCUCUGCAGAAGGAGACGUUCCUUACACAGGAUGAGAUGGAGAGUUUAUUUGGUAGCCUUCCGGAGAUGUUGGAUUUCCAGAAGGUUUUCCUGCAGACCCUGGAAGAGAGAAUUGCUUCCUCACCAGAUUUUAGCACUCUGGAGACCCCUGUGCAGUUCAAGAAGCUGCUUUUUUCACUGGGUGGAUCAUUUCUCUACUAUGCCGAUCAUUUCAAACUCUACAGUGGCUUCUGUGCAAACCAUAUCAAGGUCCAGAAGGUUCUGGAACGAGCUAAAACGGACCGAGCCUUCAAGGAGUUCCUUGAUGCAAGGAAUCCAACCAAGCAGCACUCGUCCACACUGGAGUCCUAUCUGAUCAAACCAGUGCAGAGAGUGCUGAAAUAUCCCCUGCUGUUGCGGGAGCUGGUGUCUCUGACUGACACGGACAGCGAGGAGCACUAUCACCUCACAGAGGCCUUGAAAGCCAUGGAGAAGGUGGCCAGUCACAUAAAUGAGAUGCAGAAGAUCUAUGACGACUAUGGUGCAGUGUUUGACCAGGUGGUGGCGGAACACAGUGGCCCAGAAAAAGAGGUCACAGAGAUUUCCAUGGGAGAGUUUCUCAUGCAUUCCUCAGUGAUCUGGCUCAACCCCUUCCAGUCUCUGGGACGGAUGAAGAAGGAGCCUGAGCUCACCGUGUUUGUCUUUAAGAAAGCAGUGAUACUGGUCUACAGAGAGAACAAACUUAAAAAGAAAAUGAAUGUUCCACGUGCAGCCCACUCUCAGGGAGAUCAGGACCCCUUUAAGUUUCGCUGGCUGAUCCCUCUGUCGGCACUGCAGGUCAGACUAGGAAACACAGCGGAAACCAACUGCAUUUGGGAGCUGAUCCACACCAAGUCUGAAGCAGAGGGCAGACCAGAAAUGGUGUUCCAUCUGUGCAGCAGCAUGCCAGAGUGCAAAAUCAACAUCGUCAAGGUGAUCCGCUCCCUUCUGCGCGAGACGGCGCGGCGGGGCAUGCGCAAAUCUGAGCGCUCGGCUGAGAAGACCUGCAAAGGCCGCUUCACCCCUGUACGGAGUGCCGUGCCGUCCUCAGCCAGGCUCGGUUCCUCGCGAGCUUCCUGGCUCUGCAGCAAGACCGUAGACGUCCAUUCCCUUGCCCAAAGUAACCGACUGAAGCCCCCUCUCCUUGAUUCAGACUCAGCGAGCGAGAGUAGUGGCGCGCCAAGCGGCGGAGCCCCUCCUCCAGACCCGCCCUCCAACAGCCUGCCCGCCCCCCUCACCCAGCCUGCCCUCGGACACGACAACACGAAAGAAUCCCACGUCCUCAGUGAUGACGACGACGGCGGCUUCAGUGAGUGCCUGGGCCGUCCUGAGACCGCUCCUGAUCCGAUGGAAGCCCAGUUCCGUGAGCUCCGCCUGGCCGAGGAGACGUCCCGGGCGCCGGCACCUCGGGCACAGCCCGAGGGUGCUGGGGAAACAGACCCAGACCCAGAAACAGAUCCACCCGAUAAGCGGCGGGCUCACCCACCCCUGCAGCGGGCUCACUUCUGCCCAGUGCGAAGGAAAGUCGGCGGGGGCGACAGCAGUUUACGCCGCCGCCAGGGGACACUAGUGAACAUGCGUCAGCACAGCCGCUCUCUGGACAGCCAGUCGGAGUCGGCGCUGGCUGGCAUGGACCUUACUGCGGUGCUGGAGAGGGAAUUCAGCGUGCAGAGUCUGACCUCGGUCGUUAACGAGGACUGCUUUUUUGAUGCUGCCACCAAGGGGCCGGAGAGUGGUGCCACAUAGCUUCCUGCUUCAGUAUCCUCUCUGACCCAAAAUGAACUCUGCCCUUUCAGUGAGCAAAUAAUGCACUCCGUGAGGACUGAGCUGUGCACUGAAUGCCUGGCCUUCUCCCCUUGUCCCCAAUGAAGCUUCAUGUCCAAAAAUGUCCUUCCGAAUAAAGUCCAGUCAAUUAAAAUCUUAAAAUUAAUCCAUCAGUUGUUUGUAGUUUCACAGUGACCGACACCUUUACUAAACCUGUUUUUAAACUGUAUUCUACUAGACAGUAGUCACUGCCCUUGGUUUUUAUUUCCUUUUUUUAGGCAUCACUAAUGUGACUUUCCCCUUGAUUCCAACCUUUUCCACUGAUGCAAAGUCAGUCAGUCCGCUCACAGCUCGCGUUCGUCUCCAGGCGGAACAGAAGUGGAAGUCUCUGAAACGGCUACAAGAAUAAGUCCUCCUCUGCUCUGCCUUGCUGUAUUUGGUACACCGUGUACCUGUUUUUGCUUUUUAGCUUUUGCUAUACUUCUAUUACAUCAGAGCGGCAUCAGAGUUUUUAAGCAUUUUAUUAUUUAUUGAUAAGUUUAUACUUCUUUUUAAUAGGAAGCCACACCACAGGUUAAGAUUCAAAUUAAAACUAUGUACACAGAAUAUGUGCGGCUAAUAUGGUCGUGGAUCGUCAUGUAAUCGGUCUGGUCUUUUCUAAGACAGCUGCCGAAACGUGACCAGUGUACAAAGUAGUCGAAUACUGUCGGUACUAUUUAACUCAAAUGUGUUGGGUACUUGGACAGUUCGGGGUUUUUUUUUAAUGUCCAAAUAUGUAUAGUAUUUUUUUCAUGAAUAUUUAACUUAAUUUUUAAAUGUUGUAUAUUCAUUUGACAUUGCUAGGUUUUAAAAAGUGCUGUAAAUGUAAUAAGAACAGUGUCUGAAAAAGUAGUCCUACAGAAGGUUUUCUGAACAAAUAAAUAUUUCUCUUGGUAUUUUAA
Molecule: messenger RNA, 6442 nt
Organism: Electrophorus electricus (electric eel)
Lineage: Eukaryota; Metazoa; Chordata; Actinopteri; Gymnotiformes; Gymnotidae
Gene: tiam2a
Product: TIAM Rac1 associated GEF 2a
Biological process (GO): small GTPase-mediated signal transduction; activation of GTPase activity
Molecular function (GO): guanyl-nucleotide exchange factor activity; protein binding
Source: RefSeq, a predicted model, not a curated record